CAAAAAAUUGAAAAACAUGAUUUUUGCGAGUAUUCAUCGUGUAAUCAGUCUUUCGACGCGAGCCACUACUAAAAACAUUCUCGUACGAAACAUUUCCACGAUUUCCUUGGCCCGAAAGAACUUUGGUCGUUCCGGUCAGACUUUCGAGGUUCGGUCUGUACUCUGUUUCAGUGCUAUUCGCAACAAUUCGGCUCAACGUCGUUUCAGUAAGCAGCCUAGUAUCUCAAAAGAAACCGAACAUAAUAUCCCGGCUUUGCCGGCUAAACGACGACCUUUGAGAAAAAAAAGACUAAUUUCGGACGACCUAGAGGCAACACAACCCGGAUUCUGGAAUGUCAAAGCUAUGGCAACCGCAGAAGAUUACAAUUUGGAGAGUCUUAUGGAAGGGCUUGUUAAACAAGAUCUAUACAUUCCAAGAAAAAUCAAUACAUCCUCUAAGUAUGUUCCAUUGGAAAGGCAGGAGUUGGAAGAAGUAGCUGAAAAGGCAAAAGAUUGGGCCUUGAUGCAUGGCAUGCUAUUCAGACCGAAGAAAAACUUCAGCACAGAAAUGAUUCCUUUUGUUCCAUUCACCCUUCUGCCAUCGUCGUUUCCUCGCAAAGAAUUUGAGAUGGCUUGCCAAAUUCAGUUGGUUCUGAAUAGUUUGAUGCAUGCGGUGGCUCAUGAUUACAAUUUUUUGAAAGAAACUCUGCGAGAGACCGUGCAAGUGGAUCCUUUUACCACAAAAUUAUUUGACAUUUACGAGACUGUAUACAAAGAAGGUUUCACUCAAAAAAUGUCUCUUGGUUUGCUGAGAUCGGAUCUGAUGCUUGAAAGUGCUUGCACCGAUAACGGAUGUGGGAAAAUCACUCGAGCAUUUUGUUGCUGGAAACAAGUUGAAAUAAAUACAAUAGCAUCUGGAUUUGGUUGGUUUGGUCCUUCCACCACCAGCCUCCACAAGUUUAUUCUUUGUGAACUCGGUCUUGAGCACAAGCUGCAUAAUUUGCCAGAAAACAAUGCGCUCCAAGAACUCUGCUAUGGAAUGAUCAAAGCCUGGGAAUUAUACAAUGAUCCUAAAUCGAUAAUACUUUUCAUAAUCGAAGAUGUGACUUAUAACAUUUGUGACCAGAGAUUUCACGAGUUCGAAAUUCGUCGUCAGAAUAAUAAUGUGAGAGUGUUGAGAAAAACACUCACCCAACUAGCGGAGGAAGCUAAGCUUGGACCCAAGAAAGAAUUAUUGGUAAACGACACUGCUGUUGCAGUGGUUUACUUUAGAUGUGGCUAUGAACCAGGACAGUAUCACACGGAUAAAGAAUGGAACAUAAGACUGCUCAUCGAGCGAUCGCUUGCCAUUAAAUGCCCCUCGAUACAAUAUCAUCUCGCUGGAUCAAAAAAAAUUCAGCAAGCACUUGCCACACCUGGGAUUGCCGCAAAGUUCUUGAAAAACGACGAAACCGCAGCGCAGAUCAAACAAAUAUUCACUGGUUUGUAUUCUUUGGAGUUGAAUGAACAAGGAGACGCGGCAAUGAAAAUGGCGAUUUCGGAGCCGCAUCGUUUUGUGUUAAAACCGCAGCGUGAAGGUGGCGGCAACAACGUUUACGGAAACGACAUAAAAGUUUUUUUGGAAUCAAUGAAGAAUCAACGAGAUCGAACGGCGUAUAUACUGAUGGAAAGGAUCCAACCACCUUCUCAGUUCAAUUACAUCGUGCGUCCCGGUGUCGAGAAGAAUCUUGAAUUGGAAGAAUCUACGGUCGAGCUCGGAAUUUUUGGAGUCGUGCUCGGUGACGCGGACAACAUAAUAUUGAACAAGCAAGCUGGUCAUAUGAUGCGUAGUAAAUUAGCCUCUUCGAACGAGGGUGGAUUGAUGGUCGGAGCUGGAGCUUCUGUACCAGAUGUUAUUCACGCCGUACCUAAAUACGAAGUCGGACACGAAGCAAGAGAAAUUUUUUUUUUUCGAGAAGGCACAGUUGUCAUGUGGAAUAUUCCUGAACUUGAGAGCGGCAAUAUUCUACAUUUUUUAAAAGUUUUCGAAGAAUCGAGUUACUCGAACAACAUAAUACAAGCUGAGAGCGAAAUGAUGUCAUAUACAUACGCCGAAACUGGGAAGAAGAGUCACCUCAAGGACGGCGACAUUUAUUUGGCUGUCGAUGCAACUAGUUUGGACAAAUACACGUUUUCGAACGCAAUUGCGCAAUCCGUGAAACUGGGAAUAUCUGAAGCGUCCUUGGAUCGCUAUAUCGAUUCGAUUGAAUUCGUAACAGAGGAUUUGAAAGCGGGUAGAAAAAUCAAAAUGACUCGCGAAGAGGUGCUCAGAAAGCAGGGUGAACUUUUCGCUCUGAGACAUUUGAUUAAUCUCAGCUCGGAUCUCCUAGACACACCUGAUUUUUAUUGGGAAAGGGACGAACUUGAGAUGCUUUAUCAACAAACUUGUAAUUAUUUCAGCAUUACAAAACGCACAAGGGUUAUGAACGAGAAAAUAAAUCACUGCGUCGAAUUGGUGGAACUUUUAUCGUCUCAUUUGAGUGAUCGACAUCACGUGCGCCUCGAGUGGAUGAUAAUUGUAUUGAUUAUGGUUGAAGUUGGAUUUGAAACUCUGCACUACUUAGAUCGUUAUUUCGCGAAAGAAGAUACGAACGAAAGUAUUUCGUUAACCGCUUAGAUAUUACUUUAUAAAAUGUAUUAUAAAUAUGUACAUUGUUCUUAAAAGUUAUUUGCCUUACAAGAGUGUUACGAGAAUUUUUAAAUAAAUUAUAUUCCCCAAGA
Messenger RNA from Venturia canescens, 2739 nucleotides. RefSeq names its product glutathione synthetase-like. Bases 17 to 2635 code for a protein of 872 amino acids. NCBI's taxonomy places the organism in Eukaryota, Metazoa, Arthropoda, Insecta, Hymenoptera, Ichneumonidae. Gene Ontology annotation, biological process: glutathione biosynthetic process. The transcript has 8 exons. The record is from RefSeq and is a predicted model, not a curated record. Gene Ontology annotation, cellular component: cytosol. Gene Ontology annotation, molecular function: glutathione synthase activity; ATP binding; glutathione binding.